GGCAGCCGCUCGCGCAAGGCAAAGUCCGAGGCCAUCAUCAAGAUGGAGGAUGACGCCAACCAGAACACCGACGACGACGACGACAACGCCGACGCCGACGACAACGACGAUGAUGGAGACGAGCACAUGCUCAUGAACCAGGUCCCCGAGACCCCGACCAAGAAUAAGACCGGGCGCGUCGUCGGCAAGCGUACCAAGGCUGGCCCAGGCCGCAAGGACAAUGGGACCACGGCCGGGCCCUCGGUCAUGGACGAGUUCGUCGACUUCCCCGCCGUCCUGCCCGAGUCGGUCAUCGAGCGCGAGGCCAUCCUGGUUAACAACAACGGCGUCUGGACCGUCUCGCCGGUGCCCAUCGACGUGCACGCGCAGUGGCUCGCCCGCCUGCCGGCCAGCCUCCAGACCCGCUUCUAUCUCCAGGCCCACAGCGUCACCACCGCCGCUCCCACUGCGGGCAUUGCGUAUAGCAACCAUGGCGACAAUGUCACCGGCGAGGGAAACACCGGCAACGCCGGCUUCAUCCUCCCUCACGCAAUUGCGCCAGCGGUGGCGAGGGAGAACGAAGAGGAAGAAGAAGAAGAGGAGGAGGAGGAGGAGAAGAAGAAGAAGAAUGAGGAGGUUCACGAUGCCAACAACACCGCAGCCGAGCAUCAGGAACGCCUUUCCAGCCUCCCCGGCAUGGUGCCCAUGGAUUUGGGCGGCUACGUCGCCCCCAACCAGCACAACGGCAGUGGCACCAACGACGAGGACAGUGCUGCCGCUGCCGCUGCCGCUGCCGCUGCCGUUGUCGGCGGCUGUGGUGGUGUCGAUCCCGACAACGUCGACUUGCACUCGAUCCCGUGGCACCCGGGUUUCUUCGCGGAGCAGAUGGCGCGCCGGGACGAGGAGCGCGACCGCGCGGUGCUGUUCGGCGGCGGUGACGGCCAUGAUCAGGACGAGGACGGAGAGGAGGGUCAUGACGGUUACUGAACCGGCUUAGAGCUAAACCUUGCAAUGCUCCUUCCUCCUUUUUUAUUGUUUUGUUGUUGCCUGCCUCGGUUGAGCUAGCGGGAGAGGCGAGGGAGGGAAGGGAAAACGUUCUUUGACCAGGCGCGGACUGGCGGCGUUUUGCUUGUUCUUCUCUCUUGAUUGCUCGUUGGUUUGAUUCCGGUGUUUCCUUUCCCCUUCCUCCUCACCGGCCUUCCCCCCCCCUUUUUUUUU
This is a messenger RNA of Thermothelomyces thermophilus ATCC 42464, 1197 nucleotides long. RefSeq lists its product as uncharacterized. The record is from RefSeq and is a predicted model, not a curated record. The coding region runs from base 43 to 966 and encodes 307 amino acids. NCBI's taxonomy places the organism in Eukaryota, Fungi, Ascomycota, Sordariomycetes, Sordariales, Chaetomiaceae. The transcript has a single exon.